UAGGAAAUCAAGCACUCAGUCCCUGUCCCCACAUCAGUUGUCAUGACCACCAUGACUCCUUUCAGCAUCUCUGCCAAUGCCAAUACUGGAGCUGCUGCCUUCACUCCUGUCACUGUCAGCCAGCAUGGGGGGGCGCUGCCCCAGCAGUCCCUCUCUGAUGCAGCUGCUGCCUUCACUCCUGUCACUGCCAGCCAGCAUGGGGGGGCGCUGCCCCAGCAGUCCCUCUCUGAUGCAGCUGUUGCCUUCACUCCUGGCACUGUCACUGCCAGCCAGCAUGGGGGGGUGCUGGCCCAGCAGUCCUUCUCUGAUGGAGCUGCUGCCUUCACUCCUGGCACUGUCACUGCCAGCCAGCAUGGGGGGGCGCUGCCCCAGCAGUCCCUCUCUGAUGGAGCUGCUGCCUUCACUCCUGGCACUGUCACUGCCAGCCAGCAUGGGGGGGCACUGCCCCAGCAGUCCCUCUCUGAUGGAGCUCUGAUGGUGGGAAGCAAACCCCUGUCUCGUGUGGCCAGCGGGGCAGAGCGUUACCCAGAGACAGUGGAGGCCCUGAGGGACGUGGGCAGGCUCCGGGAGAGACACAACACCCUGGAGACCAGAGUAGAGCUGCUGGAAGCAGGCAAGGCUGACCAGGCCCAGCUCCAGCACCUCCGGGAGCACCUCCCUGACAUGGGGGACAGGGAUGUGCCUGACAAUCUGUUGGAUCAACUGACUCAUCUGAGAGUUCUGGUCGACAGCCUGAUGGGUGACAGAGCCAAGAGCUCGGAGCUGAUGAAUGACGUUCAGGGAGCCAUCAUGCAGCUGCAGGCUGAGUGUGAGAAGCUCCACGGCACAGCCAACCACCUGAUUGAGGAGCACGGCCAGAAACAGGUCCACAUCGACCAUCUGUACAAGUCCAUGGAAGAACUGGACGAGAAGAAAGCUGACAAAGAGCUUGUGGAGAUGGAGAUUGAAAUCAAAGCAGACAAGCGUGCCCUGGAGACCAAGGUGAGCCGCAUGCAGUUUGACUCCAUGACAGAGGAGCUCAACACCAUGUUCCAGGAGCUGCUCAGCAAGAUCACCGGCCAGGAGCAGGACUGGCACAAAAUCAUCGACAAAAUCUCCACCGAGAUGGAGUGCAAGCUGGACCGAAUUGAGCUGGAUCCUGUGAAGAAGCAGCUGGAGGACCGCUGGAAGAGCAUCCGUAAGCAGCUGCAGGCCCAGCCUGCCCCGAAGGAGGACGACGCUGCAGGCAUCAGGAAACAACUAGUGGCAAGGUUCCACUGCAUCUCCUGCGACCGCCCAGUCGAUAUGCUUACCCCAGGACCGCACUUGGUCACCUUGCCCUCCACUCCUGGCCUACCCUCCCACAAGUCCAACCGACCGUACACCAUCUAUGAGCUUGAGCAGGUUCGCCAGCACUGCAGAAGCGAGCGCAUCCCUGAGAUGGCGGACUACAGUUACCUGGCCAUGUCCCGGAGCUGUGGAGGCAGCCACACCGUGACCUACCCCAACCGCCGCUACACCCGCCUGCAGCACUUCAGCCACUUCAUCCAGGCUGAGGAGGAGACACCGCCCAUCUCCAGCUCCCCACUGCGCAUUCAGCCGGAGGAGGUGGACAUCCUGGGAUUGGACGGACAUAUCUACAAGGGCCGCCUGAAAACCAGAUCGAUCAAGACUGUGGAUGCCAGACUACCCACCAUCUAUCCUAAAGACGGCAUGUGCAAGAGCAAAGACAAGAUCAUGCGCUCUCAGUUCCAGAAGCCUGGCUGCACAGAGCCGGGCUGUGUGACCCCUGUGCGACCCCAGAGUGCCAAAACCCAGCGCAGCCGCUCAGCCUCAGGCAGCUCUGUGCGGGACCGGCCCAUGUCUUCUUUAGGCUGCCUGUCCCAGGCUACCCUUCCCCAGAGCUCGUCCCAUGCUGACACCACCAGCGAGCUGCUGCAGCAAGAUCUGGAGCUUCACGUGGACCUGAGCCAGUCGGAGGAAGAGCCCGUCAUCAUCCUGUAGGGGGCGAUGGAGAGCCCCACACACCUUAUUUUAAUAAACUGUUUACAGCAGCAGCAGGAGGGUAUCCUGGUCUCCAUUUUGUAAUGGAGCAUACAGACAUUGUGAAAAUCAAGUCUGAUAUUAGUCAGUUAGGUUAUUUAUGGAUGGUAAUGGAAUAACACAAUUCUAGGACCUAUGAACACUGUUUCAAUGCAACAAAAUAGCUGAGUCACAAAAUAGCUGAGUCACAUUUCCAAGGUGUAGCUUUACAGGUCAAAUACCUUACGUGUGGCUACAUUACGAUUUUGGUUUAUGAUGCCUGAUUUUCAAUGACCUUCAUAGAGAAGCUUUCAGGCAGGUGACCUCAAAUACCAGACUGAAUACCACCAUGGAGCAAAUCAUUUGACAUAUAGGGUCUUAUAGAGCGGUAUCAUUAAGGGCUUGAAAUGUCUUCCCUCUCACAGACCCAGUUUCUGUAAUGUCUGAUUCAUUGUAUUAGUGUCUCAAGUUGUUCCAUCACAUGUUAAGAGGAAAGGCAUUCAUGCAUUCAUGGACUCAUAACAAUGGUAGCCAGCCACCUGCAUCUAUUGGGGAAGCAAAGCAGCCAGGGUUGUAAAAUCGGCCCAGAUGGCGUUCCCUUCGAAUGCCACCGUGCCUGUGUCCAGUUACAGCAGUCUCCUGGUGUCUGUGUGUUUUAAACAAGGGGGUUCGCUAUGUGUGCCUCACUCUGGCAUAGUGUAUCAUUUUUAACCAUGGCACAGCAUUGGGUAUCAUAGCAUACUUUUAGCGUAGCGCCAUGUCAGCACUCAACUGCAGUUGUCCGUGGGCCGGGGCGUGGCACGGGGAGGGGAGGGGGGGACACAGUUCAAAAAGCCUGUGUGAAUGUAGGACAGGAUAUGAAUUAAUAAACUUGAAAGGACAAACUGUACUGUCAUUGAGGAACGGGGUGACUGUUUCCUAGAAGCAGGGGCUUUGCUUACACACAUUUUGUGUCAAUGUGAAAUAUGAUGUAUAUUUAUCUAUCCAUGCCUUACACACCCAGUGGCCAGUUUAUUAGGUACACCCAUCUAGUACCGGGUCGGACCUCCCUUUGCCUCUAGAACAGCCUGAAUUCUUCAGGGCAUGGAGACAUUGCUCAAUUGGUAUCAAGGGAUCGAACUUUGCCAGGAACACAUUUCCCACACCAUUACACCACUGCCACCAGCCUGUACCGUUGACAGCAGGCAGGAUGUGGCCAUGGGACUCAUGUGGUUACGCCAAAUCCUGACUCUGUCAUCAGCAUGAUGCAACAGGAACCGGGAUUCGUCGAACCAGGCAAUGUUUUUCCACUCAUCAAUAGUCCAGUGUUGGUGAUCGCGUGACAACUGGAGCUGCUUGUUUUAAGCUGAUAGAAGUAGAACCUGGUGUGGUCGGCUGAUGCAAUAGCCCAUCCGUGACAAGGAUCAAUGAAUUGUGCAUUCAGUCGCUUAGGUCACUCGUUUUUCCCAUUCUAAUGUUCAUUCGGACAGUAACUGAAUUCCUGGAUGCCUGUCUACCUGCUUUCUAUAGCAAGCCACGGCCUCCUGACUCGUGAACGAGGUGGUGUACCUAAUAAACUGAGUAUAAGUGAUCCCUUUCAUAGCAUUUGGACGUAUUCAGGAGUAAUGAUGCUACUGAAAGGUAUUUCAGGAGAGUAUUUAAGACAGGCAGUUAAUCUGAAUGUAAGAUUUCCAUUGGUAGAUGUAUCUUUGUUUUCAAAGAUAAAUGGGCCUUCAUGAAAUAUGUGAUGUAUGUGUCAUAUGAUGUCCAUAUAACUGUUAAGUAAACAUAUGUUGACUCAU
This is a messenger RNA of Oncorhynchus kisutch (coho salmon), 3782 nucleotides long. RefSeq names its product glutamine-rich protein 2. The transcript has 12 exons. The record is from RefSeq and is a predicted model, not a curated record. The coding region runs from base 43 to 1983 and encodes 646 amino acids. NCBI's taxonomy places the organism in Eukaryota, Metazoa, Chordata, Actinopteri, Salmoniformes, Salmonidae.